This is a messenger RNA of Rhipicephalus sanguineus (brown dog tick), 496 nucleotides long. RefSeq lists its product as uncharacterized. The record is from RefSeq and is a predicted model, not a curated record. Lineage: Eukaryota; Metazoa; Arthropoda; Arachnida; Ixodida; Ixodidae. The transcript has 2 exons. The coding region runs from base 21 to 443 and encodes 140 amino acids.
CGAGCACCAUUCCAAUCCGAAUGAUACCGUUGGCCAAGCGAGUACCCGUCGGCGUGGAAAGAUGGCGCCGACUAUCAGACGCUAGACUUGCUCCAAUUCCGUUGCGGACAGUCGUGUACGAGGGCGACGACGACGACGGAUCAGAGCUGCCUAUUAAGCCUUACAUGAAAGUCAUUCCGGCGGCGGUCAUCGUGUUCUUGGUGGUGUCAUCCACCAUCGCCGUCGCAGUCUUCGCCACGCUGCAGAACGGCGCGCCUACGCGGCAGUCUGCAGCGCGGUCACCACGGGCGGAAUCAGAUUCCAGGUUUGCCACAGACCUCAUCUUGCCACUUCUCACGCCCGAGGCAAACGAAGAGCAUUUAACACCUGUGAAUGUCAGCAUUGACGGUUCGAGAAGCGGAAGUAUCGGCGGCGAAGACCCCGAACCAUGGGGCGAAAAGUGACAUUAACGAAACAAUGUAUUUGUGUGCUAUUUUCGAGAAAUAAAUUUACGAAA